Molecule: messenger RNA, 646 nt
Organism: Populus euphratica (Euphrates poplar)
Lineage: Eukaryota; Viridiplantae; Streptophyta; Magnoliopsida; Malpighiales; Salicaceae
Exons: 5
Coding region: 52-450 (132 amino acids)
Cellular component (GO): protein folding chaperone complex; chloroplast stroma
Molecular function (GO): protein folding chaperone
Source: RefSeq, a predicted model, not a curated record
CGAUCUAAUCCUCAUGAUUGCCAACCACUGCCAAAGCUGUCUUCAUUGGUCAUGGCUUCAUGCUCACCAUUUGUUCUUCCACUUAGAGCCAAGCAACAAGAUUCAGGAAUACAUGGAACCAAUUCUGGUAAGCAAGAAAUUAAGAUUCUUGGGGUCCAUGAUUUUUUUCACAACUCUUCAACUGCUAGACGUUGCUGUGUUAGAGUUAAGGCUGCUCCAGGUAAUCGAAAAACGAAGCCGAAUAGUAUGAUUUGUGCUGACUGUGAUGGAAAUGGUGCUGUUCUGUGCUCUCAGUGCGAAGGCAGUGGAGUGAACUCUGCUGAUCUUUUCAAUGGCCGAUUUAAAGCUGGUGAUUCAUGCUGGCUUUGUGGUGGCAGAAAGGAAAUGCUGUGUGGGAAUUGCAAUGGAGCUGGAUUCAUCGGUGGUUUCAUGAGCACUUUUGAUGAGUAGAAGCAUCUGUAUGAUACAAUUGGAUGGAGAUAUUCAUGUAAAUGCAGCCAGUCAUGUGUGUAAUCUGUUCAAAUAGAUAAAAACAAGAUCCAAUAUGGGCUCCCUGACUGUUUCUGUACAGGUUCAACAGUAUACAAUGAUAUAUGUAGAUAUCAUGUUAUUCUGUAUUGAUGUCAGUGGUUAUUAAUUUGCAUAA